CGGGCGCUGUCCCGCCAUGGCCCGGCCCUGUCCUGCCAUGGCCCGUUCCGCCAUGGCCGCGCUGCUCCCCCGCCUUGUGCUCUGCCCGCUGCGCUCCCGCAUCCUCCGCAGCCACCCCUCUGCCCGCUGCUUCCAGGUGAGCGCCGCCAAGAAGGCGAAGGAAGCCGGCGAUGAGGCGAGCCAGGCGCUGAGCGCGGAGCAGCAGGACCGCAUCCGCAAGAACAAGGAGGCGGCGCGGCAGCUGCUGGCGCAGCGGAACGUACCCCCGGGCUUCGGCGAGAGCUGGCGGCGGCAGCUGGCCGGGGAGUUCUCCAAGCCUUACUUUGUGGAGCUGAUGGCGUUCGUGGCCGAGGAGAGGAAGCGCUACACGGUGUAUCCGCCUCCCGAGCAGGUCUUCACCUGGACGCAGAUGUGCGACAUCUGGGAUGUAAAGGCUGUCAUUUUGGGACAAGAUCCAUACCAUGGACCUAAGCAAGCUCAUGGGCUCUGUUUCAGUGUCCAGAAGCCUGUUCCACCUCCCCCCAGCUUGGAAAAUAUUUACAAGGAGCUCUCUGAGGACAUUGAGGGCUUCACCCACCCUGGCCAUGGGGACCUGACAGGCUGGGCCAAGCAAGGAGUGCUCCUGCUCAACGCGGUGCUCACGGUUCGGGCUCACCAGGCCACGUCCCACAGGGAGAGGGGCUGGGAGAAGUUCACGGAUGUCGUGGUGUCCUGGCUCAACAAGAACCUGCACGGGGUUGUUUUCAUGCUCUGGGGAGCCUAUGCCCAGAGGAAAGGCAGUUCCAUCGACAGGAAGCGUCACCACGUCCUGCAGACGGUUCAUCCCUCACCCCUCUCUGUCAACAGAGGGUUUUUCGGCUGCCGGCACUUCUCUAAGACUAAUGAAUUCCUCAAGAAAUCUGGGAAGAAGCCCAUCGACUGGAAAGCACUCUGAGCUGGGGCUGAGGCUUGGGAGCAGCCCCUGGCUCAGGGGGUUGGGGCAUUUCUGAGAAACUCCUGCUGACCUGAGAAUUGUUCUUUGGGUGUUUGAUCAGCGAACAAGUGACCAAACUUUCAGAGAUGGUUAUAUUUUUGUUUUAAAUGCUUAUUUUUCAAGAGCAUGUUGGAGUGUUUGAUGGACAGCUCUGCUUUUUGCCUGGUUUAAGCAAAAAGAAAGAGCCCAAACACCAGAGUUCUGUAUUAAUUUGUGGUCACUGUGGCCAUGGGAGUUCUAUUUUCAGACUCUGGUGAAGGGAUGGCAGUUCUUACUGCCAAAAGCUGCCCAGCUUUUGUACAUGCCCUGCUGCCUCCUUUCCACACAAAUCCAGUUUUCCUAUUUAAAUGGAGCUGACUCCAUGGGAGGAAAAGGCUUUUGGUUUUAGCUUUUUGCUACAGAUUGAUUACAAAAAUGGCUCCUUCAGGCUGUAAAGAAAAUACAUGGCCAGGAGUGUUGCUUGGUAUAUUCAUGAUCUCAAGAUUUUGGGAUAAAUCCUCCCAACAGCCACAAGGGAGGCUGUGACCAAGACCCUUGGUAAUGCUUUUGAAUUUUUUGCUGGCCUUUAGACAGGAAAA
Molecule: messenger RNA, 1551 nt
Organism: Parus major (Great Tit)
Lineage: Eukaryota; Metazoa; Chordata; Aves; Passeriformes; Paridae
Gene: UNG
Product: uracil DNA glycosylase
Exons: 6
Coding region: 17-934 (305 amino acids)
Biological process (GO): base-excision repair; base-excision repair, AP site formation via deaminated base removal
Cellular component (GO): mitochondrion; nucleus
Molecular function (GO): uracil DNA N-glycosylase activity
Source: RefSeq, a predicted model, not a curated record